AUGCGCGUAGCGUACACGUUGGCAGCGCUCCCUUAUCCCUCGCUGACUUGCUUGACGACGAAUAUGCUUAACAUGAUGACGAUCGGCUGGAUUGUCAUGCUACUUGCCAUGCUCGUCGAUGCAGAGCCAGGUCUGCAGAUUGGAAUCAAAAAGAGAGCAGAAUGCACACGCAGAUCUCAGAAGGGCGACAAACUUUCAAUGCAUUAUGUCGGCAAAUUGGAGGACGGGACUCAAUUCGAUUCAUCUCGCGAUCGCGAUCAGCCCUUCGACUUUACACUGGGCGCUGGCAUGGUGAUCAAAGGCUGGGAUCAGGGCUUGCUUGGCAUGUGCCCCGGCGAACUUCGCCGUUUGCGCAUUCCUCCUAGUCUUGGAUACGGCGACAGCGGCGCUGGCGGCGUGAUCCCUGGCGGAGCCACACUUCAGUUUGACGUGGAACUCUUGAAGCUAAAUCAGGAUGAGCAAUCAGCGCAGCAUGACGAUCUGUGA
Molecule: messenger RNA, 486 nt
Organism: Mixia osmundae IAM 14324
Lineage: Eukaryota; Fungi; Basidiomycota; Mixiomycetes; Mixiales; Mixiaceae
Exons: 5
Coding region: 1-486 (161 amino acids)
Biological process (GO): protein peptidyl-prolyl isomerization
Molecular function (GO): peptidyl-prolyl cis-trans isomerase activity
Source: RefSeq, a predicted model, not a curated record